CUUGCUCCGGCCUCGCAGUCAGUCCGCGCCCAGCGACGUGCGGGCAGCCCCGAACCCCAAUCUGCAUCCCGCAGAGACGCCCCCGCCCCAUCCCGGCGUUGCAGUCACCGCCCGCUGCGCGCCACCCCCAUGCCCGCCGGUCGCCCGGGCCCCGCCGCCCAAUCUGCGCGGCGGCAGCCGAGGCCGCUGUCCUCGCUGUGGUCGCCUCUGUUGCUCUGUGUCCUCGGGGUGCCUCGGGGCGGAUCUGGAGCCCACACAGCUGUGAUCAGCCCCCAGGAUCCCACUCUUCUCAUUGGUUCCUCCCUGCAAGCUACUUGUUCGAUACACGGAGAUACACCUGGGGCCAGUGCUGAGGGUCUCUACUGGACCCUCAAUGGGCGCCGCCUGCCCUCGGAGCUGUCCCACCUCCUCAACACCUCCACCCUGGCCCUGGCCCUGGCCAACCUCAACGGGUCCAGGCAACAGUCCGGAGACAACCUGGUGUGUCAUGCCCGGGACGGCAGCAUUCUGGCUGGCUCCUGCCUCUAUGUUGGCCUUCCCCCCGAGAAGCCUUUCAACAUCAGCUGCUGGUCCCGGAACAUGAAGGACCUCACUUGCCGCUGGACCCCGGGCGCACACGGGGAGACGUUCCUACACACCAACUACUCUCUCAAGUACAAGCUGAGGUGGUACGGUCAGGACAAUACCUGUGAGGAGUACCACACUGUGGGCCCUCACUCCUGCCACAUCCCAAAAGACCUGGCCCUCUUCACCCCGUAUGAAAUCUGGGUGGAAGCCACCAAUCGUCUGGGCUCAGCGCGAUCUGAUGUUCUCACACUGGACGUCCUGGACGUGGUGACCACGGACCCCCCACCGGACGUGCACGUGAGCCGUGUUGGGGGCCUGGAGGACCAGCUGAGCGUCCGCUGGGUCUCACCACCUGCUCUCAAGGACUUCCUCUUCCAAGCCAAGUACCAGAUCCGCUACCGCGUCGAGGACAGCGUGGACUGGAAGGUGGUGGAUGACGUCAGCAACCAGACCUCCUGCCGCCUCGCGGGCCUGAAGCCCGGCACUGUAUACUUUGUCCAAGUGCGUUGUAACCCAUUCGGGAUCUACGGGUCGAAAAAGGCGGGAAUCUGGAGUGAGUGGAGCCACCCCACCGCUGCUUCCACCCCUCGAAGUGAGCGCCCGGGCCCGGGCGGCGGGGUGUGCGAGCCGCGGGGCGGCGAGCCCAGCUCGGGCCCGGUGCGGCGCGAGCUCAAGCAGUUCCUCGGUUGGCUCAAGAAGCACGCGUACUGUUCGAACCUCAGCUUCCGCCUGUACGACCAGUGGCGUGCUUGGAUGCAAAAGUCACACAAGACUCGAAACCAGCACAGGACGAGGGGAUCCUGCCCUCGGGCAGACGGGGCGCGGCGAGAGGUCCUGCCGGAUAAACUCUAAGGACAGGCCAUUCUCCUGCCACAUGCAGACCGGGAGGCUCGCCUCACUCAGUACUGUCACUUUGGGGGAACCGGAGAAACACCACCAGGGGCUGGGGUAGGCGCAGUGAACUCCCACAGUCACAGAUUUGGUCUGCAUGAUGGUCAACCUUGGGUGUACCCCAUGUGGGUGGGGUUGGAGUAAGAAUUUUGGUUACCCAGGGUUCUCCAAGAAUCUCUUUAAAUAAACCAGGUCCUUUGAUGGUG
Molecule: messenger RNA, 1664 nt
Organism: Alexandromys fortis (reed vole)
Lineage: Eukaryota; Metazoa; Chordata; Mammalia; Rodentia; Cricetidae
Gene: Crlf1
Product: cytokine receptor like factor 1
Exons: 9
Coding region: 130-1419 (429 amino acids)
Biological process (GO): cytokine-mediated signaling pathway; positive regulation of tyrosine phosphorylation of STAT protein
Cellular component (GO): signaling receptor complex; CRLF-CLCF1 complex; external side of plasma membrane
Molecular function (GO): cytokine receptor activity; cytokine binding
Source: RefSeq, a predicted model, not a curated record